CUUAUUUUGGGGGUGUAUGUCUCUCCCUCUCGGUGUAUGUGUGUGUGUGUAAGUGUGCGCACGCGGUUUUGUGGUUCUUGUCUGGAACUGGACUUCCAGCGUGGUGUUCUUGGCGAUCGUUUUGGCGUUUCUGGGGUUUGUUUACCUAACUGGAAGCUCGGACAGCGUUGGGCUGUUCGGAUGGCGGAGAGCCAAGAGCUGUUCUGCAGUAAGGAGGCCCGGCUGAGGCCCAGCGACUCCGCCCAAGUGCCCCGAGCCUUGCCUAUGGAAGAGACCUCGGUGACCUGGUCCUUGCUUCCUCUGCAGAAUCCAAUGGCUGUGGCCACGCACAGGAACCUGGUCCAGGUUCCCCUAAUUUCAGAACCAGUUAUGGAGGUUGGCCUGGAUGUGUCCUUUGAGGAUGUGACCAUUCACUUCUCCCAGGAAGAGUGGGUGCUCCUUGAUAAGGCCCAGAGACUCCUGUACUGCAGUGUGAUGCUGGAAAACUUGGCACUUGUGGCAUCUCUGGGUUCCUGUACUGGAAUGGGGAAUGAAGAGGUGACUUGUGAGCCUAAUGCACCUGCAGAAGGGGUGGUAUGUAACAAAAGUCCAAUUCCCCAGGAGACUCAUCUCUUUGAGGUACCUGUCCCAGCUUUGGAAGACAUUGUGCACCAGACUGAGUACCUAAGCACACAUCCUGUUCUGACACUGGGCUCGGGCAGAACAGGUUCCAGUUUAAAUGAAGACAAUAACCAGUAUCAGAAGAGUUACAGUGGAGGAAAGUCCUGUGAAAGGGAUCCUGACAAGGCUUCAGCUAUGUCAAGCUGCAUAUCCCAUGUGUUGACCAAGCCAUUCAUCUGUGGGAAGGAUGGGGAGGAGGCCCUCACCUCUACAGUCUGUCUUCAGCAACAGGGUGCUUGUCAUAGGGAACAGCCCUCCACGGGCUGUCUUCAGCAGCAGGACACUUGUAGUAAUGAACAGCCUCACAGCAGCAGCAAGAGUGGGGAAGCACUUUUGAAUGGAAAGAAACAUUGUAAGGGCAGUGAAUGCCAAAAAGUUUCAAGCUGCACACAGGGACUUGUUCAGUGUCCAAGUGCCUCCUCUGAGAAAAGGCCGUCUGAGUGUAGCAAGUAUGAGAAAGCCUUCUCCUGCAAUUACAAACUUGCUCAGCACCAGGACAGUCAUCCGGGACAAAGGACAUAUGAGCACAGUCAGAAUGAGAAGCCCUUCAGCAAAAAGUGCCGCCUCAACACACAAGACAGAAUUUGUCCUCAAGAAAGGCCCUUUAAGUGUACUGAAUGUGGAAAAGCCUUUAUCUAUAAAUCUGAACUCAUUUACCAUCAGAGACACCACCGUGGUAGAGUACAUUAUGAGUGUAAGGAAUGUAGAAAGUCUUUCACCUACAAAUCCAACCUCACUGAACACCAGAGAAUCCACACUGGGGAAAGGCCUUAUCAGUGUGAACAAUGUGGAAAGUCCUUCAGACAAAACUCUAGCCUCUUUAGACACCACAGAAUCCAUACUGGAGAAAGGCCAUACGAGUGCUAUGAAUGUGGGAAAUCCUUUAGACAGAUCUUUAAUCUCAUCAGACACAGGCGAGUCCACACUGGAGAAAUGCCUCACCAGUGUCGCGAUUGUGGGAAAGCCUUUAGCUGCAAAGCUGAACUCACUCAACACGAGCGAAUUCAUAGUGGGGAAAAGCCUUAUGAAUGCAGCGAGUGUGGAAAAUACUUCAGGCAGUUCUCCAACCUCAUUCGACACCGGAGAGUACACACUGGUGACAGGCCUUAUAAGUGCAGUGAAUGUGAGAAAUCCUUCAGUCGCAAAUUCAUCCUCAUCCAGCACCAAAGAGUUCACACUGGAGAAAGGCCUUACAAAUGUGGGGAGUGUGGCACAUCCUUCACCCGGAAAUCUGACCUCAUCCAACACCAACGAAUUCACACUGGCACAAGACCUUAUGAAUGUGAAGAGUGUGGGAAGGCAUUCAGACAAUGCUCUAGCCUCAUCCAGCACCGAAGAGUUCAUACUGGAGAAAAGCCUUAUGAGUGUAUCGAAUGUGGGAAAGCCUUUAGUCAGAGUGCUAGCCUUAUUCAACACCAGCGCCUGCACACUGGAGAAAGACCUUACGAGUGUAGUGAAUGUGGGAAGUCCUUUAGCCAGAGUGCUAGCCUGAUUCAACAUCAGAGAAGCCACAGUGGAGAAAAGCCUUAUGAAUGUAGUGAAUGUGGCAAGCCCUUCACCCAUAAGUCUGACCUGAUUCAGCACCAAAGGGUUCAUACCGGAGAAAGACCUUAUGAAUGCCAUGGCUGUGAGAAAUCCUUUAGCCGUAGAUCGAAUCUUGUCCGACACCAGCGAGUUCACACCUAAGAAGAGUCUUUAUCAUGUAAGAAAUGUGCUGCUUAGGAUGUUCUUUAUCACAGUACAUAGGCAAAAAAAAUGCAUGAAGAUGUAUGCCUAUCCCUGAUUGGGCAAGGCUGGUAAGUAGGCAGCCUUGUGGGUUUUGCUUUUAUAAGCACCUGACUAACAUAAAUUGGUGCCAUUCUCUGAGCAUCCCAGGUAAGUACCUGGCCAGUGUCCAUCAUCCUGGCCAGUAUUUAAUAAAACUUCUUUCAAAUUUGGCUCCAAAAAAAGUGCUGAUUUACAAGUGUAGUAACACUGGGGUAGACUCACAGCCCUCUCUGAGUUCAAAGAUUCAUUUAAGUUUCAGAAGUGGAGGUUAUUUCAGAUAUGUGGGAAACUUUGAGGAGACUCAUUCCAGUUUUUAGUAUGCCCAGGGUCAUGUCCAGAUUUAUGCCUUUUGCAGUGUCUGUGGUAGAAACCCUGUUACUCCUAGCACCUUAAGGAUUAUGAGUCUGACUGUCCCUGCUGAGUGCUUAGAGAUGCAGACCUCUUUACUCUGCUCCGGCCUUAGCUUUGGAGACCCCUCCUUUCCUUACAGGGUGGCAUUCUUAUUUAGAAAGUGUGGUUUGAGUUGUGCUUUCAACUUUGCUAGGAAAGAUAACCUUGUUUAGGACAGAUUUUGUUCUCACACCUUGCUCCUGACGAACAUUUCCAGGCUGGAACUCACCAACUUGUGAAAUGCUUUACUCUCACCUAACUUUUGAAAAGGGAAUCUGUUUAUGCUCCUUUGAUCUUAAAAGUUCUGCUCAUUCUGUGGUGUGACUUACCAGCUGACCUGUGAUGUCAGCAUGAAGGGGUGGACCAAUUUCAUAGAUUUCCUCACUUUCUGUUUGAAGCAGCUGUGUGGAGUAUUGGUCUAGUUUUCAUGGCUGCACCUACCCUCACAGGAAAGACUUUUUUGGGUUUUGUGUUCCUGACUUACUGAAGUGAUUAUGAUUUUUGAGAGGUAAGAAGUCUUCAUGAAGAGGUGUGUUAUGACAACCCCAGGUACUUCUGUGCCACCUGAACAAUUCUGUCCACUUUUCCACCAGGAUGUCACAUAAUUCCUAGCAUUGUUGAGGGUAGUCUCUUCUGCUGGCCUUGUACUAGAGCCGUUGGCUAUGUGCUGAAUAGUGUGGAGGGUGGCAGUUUGUGAUUAGGACAGGAACUGAGUUAAUGGAUGCAAAGAUAAUACUGCAUUUCUUUAUUAUGCAUAUAUGUGGCUUGCUUCACAUGGACUGUAGUACUUGUAUGGAGGUCAGAAGGCAGCUUUUGGAGUUGAUUCUAUUCUACUAUGUGGGCUCCAGAGAUUGCAUUCAGGUCAUUAGCCUUUUGGUGAGCCCUUUCACCUACUGAGCCAACUCUCUGACCCUGGAACAUGCUUCUAUUAAAAGUUCACCUACAGAUGCUCUAGUCAUUUUGUGUGAGUUGACAAAUUCUCAAGAUCUUUUUAGCUAUUUCCUGUGGCUCUGGUAUUUUUGUCAGAGAAAACAGUGAAAUGAUUUUGUGGAUUCCUAUAUUUCCCCAGUUCUGCCAUGGGCCAAAGUUGUUCAGUCAGAAAAACAAGGUGAGGAAGAAGAUUCUGUGGGGUGGAGUAUAAUUCUGACCUUACUUGUGAUUUGAAGGGUAGUAACUUUUAUUACUUACGAAGACUGGCUGCUGGUGGAGCAAGGCUAUGAUUCUCAGAUUCUGAGUAGAAAGAUGAUGGAACCCAUAUCAGGUUGUGAAAAUGUUUUGAGAACAGCAGGGCAUCUAGGUAUACUGUCUUGGGCUACUUUUCACGGCAUUAUUUCUGUAUCAUCUGCAUGAUUGAUACUUAAAGGACAUAGCAUGGCAUUGUGGCAUGUGCUUGGAGUUCAAAUUUCUAGAAAGGCAGAAGAAUGAGGAGUCUAUGAGCCCAAGAGUUUGUGGCUCAUUGGGAGCAACAUAACAUGACUCUAUCUCACAAACAAAACCUCAAUUUGGUAAAGCCUUGAAAUCAUUACAGUUAUAAAAGCGAAUUUACCUGUCAUCUAUAUAUUUAUAAUGUGCCCCUUUAUUAGCAUUUCCUACCUCUCCUGGAAACUGGUGAUUUUGUUUUUAAACUUUAAUUUUUAGGUGUAUGGGUAUUUUCUCUGCAUGUAUGUAUAUGUGCCUAGUGCUUGGGAGGCCAGAAGAGGGAGAAGGACUGGAGUUACAAAUAGUUGUGGGCCAUCGUGUGGAUAUUGGGAACUGAACCUAGGUUUCGUGGAAGAACAUCUAGUGGUCUCAACUGCUGAGCCGUAUCUUCAGACUUUGCUUUUUCUUAAGCAACAUAUUAGUUUACAUGAUUUAGAAUUUUAAAUUAUUGCCUUCAAAGCAUGAAUGCUUAUAUAUGUAUGUAUAUAUAUAUGUAUAUAUAUAUAUAUAUCUUGUAUAAUUAUUUCAAGAUUCAACAGUGAUGCUCAUAUGAAAACUUGUUACUAUUGCUGAAUAGUGUUUUGUAUGGCUCAACUAAUGUUUGUUUAUUAAUUUAUUUAAAAAAGUUUCUUUAUAGAUUUUUCAUACAACAAAGGCUGCUGAGAAUAUAUAUUGUCAGUUUUAUAUAGUUAUGCAUUUUAAGCACCUUUUGUUAAUAACUCAAAUUGUAAUAUAGGAGUUAUAGAUGAAUAUUUUAAGAACAAUUUAGAAAAUGCCAACUGUGAUGCGUUUGCUCCCUUUUGUAUUCCCACCAGCUGAAUGUGAAAGUGGCUGUUUCUGUCCAUCCCGACGUGUUCACUAUAUGAAUAGUCCUUUAAGAUUUUAUCCCAUUUGGUGAGUCUACUGUGACAUUUUACUAUGUAUUUCAAUGUAUUUCCUUAAGUAUUCUGAAAUAAAACACAUUUUUCAUGUGCUUAA
Rattus rattus (black rat) is the source of this 5214-nucleotide messenger RNA. RefSeq names its product zinc finger protein 551 (gene Znf551). Lineage: Eukaryota; Metazoa; Chordata; Mammalia; Rodentia; Muridae. The record is from RefSeq and is a predicted model, not a curated record. Bases 37 to 2346 code for a protein of 769 amino acids. Gene Ontology annotation, molecular function: RNA polymerase II cis-regulatory region sequence-specific DNA binding; DNA-binding transcription factor activity. The transcript has 4 exons. Gene Ontology annotation, biological process: regulation of transcription by RNA polymerase II.